CUUUCUUUAAUUUUCUAAAAUAAUUGUUUAUUUAUUAUUUCAACCGAAUUUGUCAUAAGUGGAUCAAGGAUAUCUAAGACGAAAAAUAUUAAACAUUUACAUGUCAUCGAAAUAAUCAACGUCACAGUGACACUUUUAACAUCGAUUUAAAAGAAUGUUUUACUCCAUUUCGUUAUUCUAACUCGAGGAAAAACUCUGUAUUUUAAGAAAAUGCCACAUCCGAAAGAAAAAAUUUUCGAAAUAGAUGAACAUAUCUCGAAACGUUUCGAUAUACAGAAGAGACUGGGAAAGGGGGCCUAUGGUAUAGUAUGGAAAGCGAUAGAUCGGAAGACCAAAGAUGUCGUAGCAGUAAAGAAAAUUUUCGAUGCUUUUCGCAACCAAACCGACGCUCAGAGAACAUUCAGAGAGAUUAUGUUCCUUCAAUCGCUCAAGAAUCAUCCAAAUAUUGUCAAAUUGUUUAGCAUCCAUAGGGCUGCCAAUAACAGUGAUAUAUAUCUCGGUUUUGAGUAUAUGGAAACUGAUCUACAUAACGUCAUCAAGAAGGGUAUUUUGAAGGAUAUCCACAAGAAAUACAUAAUGUACCAACUAUUCAAAGCUGUUAAAUACAUUCAUUCGGGGAAUGUAAUUCACCGAGAUCUCAAACCGAGUAACAUUCUUUUAGAUGUCAUGUGCAGAUGCAAAAUAGCUGACUUCGGCCUUGCCCGUUCUUUAUAUCAAGGUUCUGAAGGCAGUUUGAACGAAACUGAUCCAACUUUGACCGACUAUGUGGCAACAAGGUGGUACCGAGCUCCUGAAAUCCUCAUAGCGAAUAGGAGGUACACUAAGGGUAUAGAUAUGUGGAGUCUUGGAUGUAUCUUGGGGGAGAUAACGGCAGGAAAACCGAUUUUUCCUGGAUCUUCAACCGUAAACCAAGUCGAGAAAAUCAUGGCGACUAUACCGACACCAUCCCAAGAAGAUAUCAACCAAGUGUGCGUUUCUGGAGUGGGAAUUUCAAUGAUAAAAAACGCAUCGUCGAGCGAGAAAGUACCUCUUAUCACACUACUAGGAAAAAAUGCGUGUAGAUCGUCCAUUUCUCUUAUAAAUAAGUUGCUAGUGUUCAAUCCGAAUAAAAGACUGACUGCUGAAGAAGCUUUGGAACAUGACUACGUGUCACCUUUUCACGACCCCGAUCAAGAAAUAGUGCUACCACAUGACAUUGUAAUCCCGUUCAAUGACGAUGUCCGUUUGUCUGUUGAAGACUACAGGAAUAAGCUUUACGAGAUAAUGUCUACGCAUCAUGUCAGAAGUAAUAAGACUUCCAGUAAUAAAAUAAAACCUUUUACUCCUGAAUUGCCGACUAGGAUUACCAAAAGCUACGUAAAGUCCGUGUUAAAAGACCCUAAAUCCACCGGAACGCAAUCUGAACCUAAAAUCAACUAUCAUGCUAAAAGCAAUAAUCAUGCAGUGACCGUGAUUAAAUCUGACUCCAAAGUGAUCACUAAACAGAAUAUUCAAUUUCCCAAGAAUCUGAACUGUAGCAGAGUUCAUGUAAAUGAUAGGCAGGUGAGGGAAAAUGGAAGGAAAAGGUUUUCGAACGUGAAGAGUGAUUACACGACUUAUAAUAAUUAUAACCAGUCGCAUGGAAUUAUAACACAGAGUACUCUGAUGGAACUGAAAGCGUCUGGCAUGCGGUAGCAGCAGAUUUACAAAAGGGGAGUUUUGAUUUUAACACUUUUACACAGUAUUAUCUACCGAUCACUUUUUGAUCAAUAUUGCAUAAGUGUUAUGCACUUGUACUUUUCAUAAAUAAAAAAUUUAUUAUACA
This is a messenger RNA of Tribolium madens (black flour beetle), 1804 nucleotides long. RefSeq names its product mitogen-activated protein kinase 15 (gene Erk7). The transcript has 4 exons. Gene Ontology annotation, biological process: intracellular signal transduction; protein phosphorylation. The coding region runs from base 211 to 1674 and encodes 487 amino acids. Lineage: Eukaryota; Metazoa; Arthropoda; Insecta; Coleoptera; Tenebrionidae. Gene Ontology annotation, cellular component: nucleus; cytoplasm. Gene Ontology annotation, molecular function: MAP kinase activity; ATP binding. The record is from RefSeq and is a predicted model, not a curated record.